Trichechus manatus latirostris (Florida manatee) is the source of this 4873-nucleotide messenger RNA. RefSeq names its product NECAP endocytosis associated 1 (gene NECAP1). The transcript is spliced from 8 exons. Gene Ontology annotation, cellular component: clathrin vesicle coat; membrane. The coding region runs from base 68 to 895 and encodes 275 amino acids. The record is from RefSeq and is a predicted model, not a curated record. Gene Ontology annotation, biological process: endocytosis. Lineage: Eukaryota; Metazoa; Chordata; Mammalia; Sirenia; Trichechidae.
CUCCUCGCCCCCGUGGACUGCCCCCGGUCUACACCCCGCCCCCAGUGGGGCGCAGAGCUGAGCCAAGAUGGCGGCCGAGUCGGAGUACGAGUCAGUCCUCUGUGUGAAGCCGGACGUCAGUGUCUACCGGAUUCCACCUCGGGCCUCCAAUCGCGGCUACAGGGCAUCUGACUGGAAAUUAGACCAGCCGGAUUGGACUGGUCGCCUACGAAUCACUUCAAAAGGGAAGAUUGCCUAUAUCAAACUUGAGGAUAAAGUUUCAGGGGAGCUCUUUGCUCAGGCACCAGUGGAACAAUAUCCUGGCAUUGCUGUGGAGACGGUGACAGAUUCCAGCCGGUACUUUGUAAUCCGGAUCCAGGAUGGCACUGGGCGUAGUGCUUUCAUUGGCAUUGGCUUCACAGAUCGAGGUGAUGCUUUUGACUUUAACGUCUCCUUGCAAGAUCACUUCAAGUGGGUAAAGCAGGAAUCUGAGAUUUCCAAAGAGUCUCAAGAAAUGGAUACACGUCCAAAGUUGGAUCUGGGGUUUAAGGAAGGACAGACUAUCAAAUUGAGUAUUGGGAGCAUUACAACGAAGAAAGGAGGUGCUUCUAAGCCCAGGACUGCAGGGCCUGGGGGCCUAAGCUUACUUCCCCCCCCACCUGGAGGCAAAAUCACUAUUCCUCCUCCAUCCUCUUCAGUUGCCAUCAGCAAUCAUGUCACCCCACCACCUAUUCCAAAGUCUAACCAUGGAGGCAGUGAUGCAGAUAUCCUUUUAGAUUUGGAUUCUCCUGCUCCUGUUAUAACACCAGCACCAGCUCCAGUUUCUGCAAGCAAUGACUUGUGGGGAGACUUUAGCACUGCAUCCAGCUCUGUUUCAAACCAGGCCCCACAACCAUCCAACUGGGUCCAGUUCUGAACAGCAUUGGCAGGACAUUAAAGACAGACUUGAAGAAGAAAAAUGACCUUGAGGGCACCAAUCCGUGAGGGAGGUUAGAAACCCCUUCCCUCCCCAGAACCAAAAUUACCGGACAAUCUUUUUCAUAGCUUCUCUGUUGCAUUCAAGCUGUUUUAUGUCACUUCCCUUUGUUGUUAUUUGCUGUACAGCCAAGAGAGUAUCUGCCAUCCCUUGCUCACUACCAAGUUCAGGGAGUAGUGGGUCUUAAACCAUACUUGGGGCUGACUAUGCAGGGCUCAAAAGGCCAGGGUCUGUUUGAGGUGGAAGUGACCUCUAACAUUUAUAAAAUUCUCCAUCUUUUAAAUUCUUUACUGAAUCAUCUCAUGAACCCAGUGUGCCUCUUUGUGAAGCUCUAUUUAACAAUUUCAGGGAGACAAAAACCUUGAAACUUCUUCUUCAUUAACCCAAGACUCUAAAAAUGGACAGCCUGACUUUAGUGUUUACAAAUUAAGAAUUUUGAUAGGGGAACAUAUGGAGAAAGACCUGUUCCCUGAGUCUCUGCUGUAUAUCCUUUAGGCUUAUCCUGUUCAGUAAAAAUCCACUGCUGGGUGCAGCCCCAUCCCCCUCUUGUGUGUUUACAUGUUCUUGCUACAAUAAGAGAGUUGUGUUGGGAGCACCUACAUGAUUCUUUUCUGUUGGUUGAAUAGUGCAACAUCUUUGACCAGUGGGUGCCCCUCAGAUGAAGGGGGUUCAAGGGGCUGUACUUUCCCAGUUGUAUGCUAGAGAAGUAUUUGUUUUCUUGCAGCUCCAUCUAGUUGCUGCUUUUGAAGCACAGCUUUACUUUGUAUUUGUCCCAUUAUUUGACCUAAAGUUGAAGAGUUUAGAGUUUUUAACUUCAUCUGUAGAGCAGAGAGGUUGAAAGCACUUAACUCUUGUUUAAUACCCACAUUGCCUUGCUGCCUGGGUAUCUGAGCCCUUUCCAUAAACAUUUCUUUUUCAAUCCAUCUAGCCCUUUGGUAGAAUGCUGCUACUAUAUACAUUGCCAUUUAUGAAAGAAGUUGAAGAGUCAUAGCUUUAGCUGUGACAGGUUUGCCCAAGUGAAGGCUUUGAUACUCAUCACCCAGGACAUCUCAAAAGCAAGUUGCUCUCCUACUAUGUUCCUUUCCUGUGCCCCGCCAUUCCUUAUACAAUGCUGUGAAGAGUGUUCCCCUUCUCAGAUGAAUGGACACUGUCUGUUUAGUUUAUUAAUGGGCAAUUUUGAGGAUGAAAUGAAAAGAUGUAAUUUUUUCACUUAGCGUCUGUUUGGUUGUGUACACUCUGGUUGAAGGGAGAUCUAUCUAGUUUCAAAAUAUAUUCUCUCUCCUGAACUUCCUUUUUAUGUCUUUUCUAACUUUGGGUCCAUUAUUUUUUCAUUGCCUAUCCUUCCAGGCAGCUCUAUUCUUGGCAGAGCCAUGGCAGGACAUUUUUAAAUUCCAAUAGAAAACACUAAGAAGAAAUUCUACAGAAUCACUAGUGACUAACUACUGGGAGCCUAUUUUCUCAAUCUUCCUCCAUGUUGUGUUCUUUGUUUGUAUUCUCAAGAUGAUAAUAUAUUAUGUAUUUGAAUUGCUGAAAAUAUUGAAAAUGAAGUUUAAGAUAUAUGUAUAUAAAGCGUAUGCUGUAUUGGUGCAAUAAUGGUAAUUAAAAAUAUGGAAAAAGGUGAUGUCUCUUUUACCUUUUAAUUUGCUUAUCUGAUUACCUUUUUUUUAAAAAAAUUUACCCAGUAUAAAUGGGCCAGUAGGUAGUUAAAGGUAUUUCAUAUUUACUAUUCCUUUUCAAGAAGUAGCUUCUAAGAAGUUGAGACUAGAUCUCAGUGCUCAGGGUUCCAAACCCAGAGAACACCUAAUUAUUACAGAGAUUGUAUAUGUUCAUUAUUUAUUUGCUAGUAUGGUUUGUUUCAUUUGCUUCAACUCAUCUUCAUGAUCUAGGCUACCUUCCACAUCCCAGAAUUGCACAACUGAGGAGGAUCAGUGUAAGAGAUAGAAUUAAAGUCAGAGCCAAAGACUUUGAAAGCCAGAAAGGAUCUUGGCAUUCUCAUUCAGUGAUUGUCACAGGACAUGAUAAGAAUAAUAUGGAUUUUUUUUUUUUAAAUCUUUUAAAGUAACACAUACUAAUCUCUCUAGAGAGUCUGAUAUACCUCCCUCUUUGCUCCGCUAGUGUAGGGCUUAGGUGUCUUCCCCAACAAAAUAAGUAAUUUCAUAUAAUUGCUAAGGUUGUGAGGCACUGUCAUAGAUAGGAGUGUAUCCUAAACCUCAGGUUUGUGGUUGGGGAAGAAUACAGAGAAUUCACUUUUCUAGCUCAACUUUGUCAAUUAUACAUUGAUACCUGCCUCUGAUGCUGUACUGUAAGCCUUUAUUACUGCUUACUUCCUUCAUUCUGAUAACUUUCUAGCUGUCUGCUGCUUCUGGCUUUCUUUGUUCCUAUCCAGUUUAUGUAUUCCCACCAAAAUAAUCUCCCUAAAGCUAAGCCCUGCUCAUACCCCUCGCUCUCGUACUCAUUGCCUGUACUUGUUCACUUUUGCUUAUAGAACAAAGUCCAAAGUACCAUUCAUUCUCAACUCUCAGUCUUCCCUUUCACUCAAAAUAUGCUCCAGAGUACUAGUCAUUCUUCAAACAUCAUGCACUGAAUGCUUGCUAAAACCCCCUUGCCUAGAAUACCUUCCCUUCUAUACCUGCUUGUUGAAAUUCUUCUCAUCGUGAAAGGUUAGCUCAGAUAAUACUGGAUGAAAUGUUUACCUAUCCUCCCAGUCUGAAAGAUGAUCCCCCUUGUUUUGUUUGGCUAAGGAAAUUCUCUCUCUUACUAGUUUGUAAGCUCUUUGAAUAUGAGACCCACGUCUUCAUUUUUAUCUACACACAGAACUUCACAAACACCUUUGUAGGGAGUAGAUGGUCAUUAAAUACUUGUUGAAUUAACAGUGCUUUCAGCAGAGACUAGAAAUCAGUAAGUUGAGUGUUUUCCUUCUUUUGCUCAUUCCUAGUUGGAUUUUUCCUAAGUAUAUGACUUCAGUAUUCAUUAUAUACUUUGUAAUAGUUGCUGAAAAUCUCAGAGUCAGUCACAAUAUAAGAAGGCCAAGUAAGCAGGGGUGAAGACAAAUUAUACUCUGGUACAUAGACCCUAUGGCCUGAGAAGAGGAACACUAGGUGUUGUGUAGCACAGAUGCUGAUAAAUUUGGUAGCUUACUGUCUUAUUUUAAUGCUCCAACUGGCUAAAAUUACAUUGUCCUUUGUUCGUGUUUAGUUACUUUUUUUCUGCCUAUUUUUUUAAAACCAUGUCUGUGAUUUCCUCUUAACUGUAAAUGAAGACAGUACAUAUGUUUUGUGACUGUAGAACUCAUACUGAAGCACUCCUCCUCAGACACAUUGUCUUGAGAAAGAAAGGAAAAAGGAAGAGUUAUAUUUUCUUGUAGGUCCUUAAGCCCUGGAGGGUGUACAAGCUUGCUUGUGAUGGUUUUCACAUCAAUUUUAUUGUCUGGCAUCUACUUCAGAAAUUUUCCAGAAUUGUUGUUUUCAGUCCACUUUUGAAAGAUGUCAAGAUAUGGGGGUAGAUGUUUUUUUAAAAAAAAAACAAAAAACUGGCAUACUUGAGUUGCCUGCAUCUGAGCCAGGAGUAAAAUUGUCCACUGUGAUUUUACGUUCUGCCCCAUAAAUCUAAGAAUAAUGUCAUACCAUCAAUUAUAAAAUACAGUGCAUUAAGACCCACUAUGGAUGUUUUUGUUUGCUCUUUAAUAUUUUCUUUGUUAUCAUUAUCUGUUCUCUGCCAUUGCACUUAUAACAGGAAAGAAAUGUCAUAGAAGCACUUUGUGUGGAUGCUGCAUCUGGCUGCGUAUCAGCAUGGGACCACUAGAGGGCGUGCUCCUGCUAGCAACUCCAGCACAACUGUCAGACAUAUUGCUCAGACUUCCUGGUGACAGGGGAGGCACUUAAAAAGUAAUAAAUAAAUCAAUGAGAAUGUCCAGUGAAA